AUACGGUACUAAUAUAUAAAACUAUGUGGACCAAUGAGGUGUGAAGACUUUUUUUUUUUUGGUGAGUAGUGAGGUGUGAAGACUACUACCUAAAAUAAUCAAUGCCGGAAACAGAUAAUUAAGCAGACUUUGCUAGGAUCCCACAGAUCCGACAGGAGAAAGAUGGAGCUCUGUAUCGGGGAGCAGAUCAAAGCUCAACCCUUUUGGGUGUUGGUGGCAUUGAUUCUGGGUUUCCUCCUGGUGCUUAACUCCGCCUUAGCUUCCCUCAGAUGGGUUUACGUCUACUUCGUGAGACCUGCAAAGGAUCUCAAGAAAUACGGUUCAUGGGCACUAGUGACGGGACCCACCGACGGUAUCGGAAAGAGCUUGGCCUUCGAGCUAGCCGGGAAGUACCUUAAUUUGGUGUUGGUGGGCCGCAAUCUUGAGAAGCUCAACGACGUGUCGGAUGCGAUUAAGGCCAGAUACGGUGGAACCCAGAUCAGGAAUGUCGUCGUUGAUUUGGCCGGUGACCUCUCGGAGGGUAUCGAACGGAUCGGGGAAGCCAUCGAAGGGUUGGAUGUCGGUGUUCUGGUGAACUGCGCAGGGGUUUCUUACCCUUACGCGAGGUUCUUCCAUGAAGUGGAUGAAGAAAUGCUUAAGGACGUGAUUCAGGUAAACGUGGAAGCGAUUAAUAGGGUAACAAACGCUGUACUUCCUGGGAUGCUUGGGAGGAAGAGAGGUGCCAUUGUGAAUAUAGGGUCGGGUUCUGUCACUGCUACACCUUCGUUUCCGCUUGUUUCUGUUUAUGCUGCCACCAAAGCAUACGUCCAUGAAUUGUCGAGAAACCUUCAUGUGGAGUGCAAAUUGAAUGGGAUUGAUGUGCAAUGCCAGGUUCCUUUACACGUGGCAACUAAGAUGUCAAGGAUAGAGAAAUCUUCCUUGUUCACACCAUCACCCGAGGAGUAUAGUAAGGCAAGCAUACGAUGGAUUGGGUAUGAUCAUACAUGUGUACCUUAUUGGCCACAUUCUAUACAGACUACUCUAUUACGUGCGUUACCUCAGGACUUAGUUGAUUGGUUUCUUUUUCGGUACUUUCUCGAUAUACGUAACGAGGGACAAAUUCAGGAUUUCUUGAAGAACAGCAAGAACAAGGGCUAUAUACGAGGAUAG
Macadamia integrifolia is the source of this 1149-nucleotide messenger RNA. RefSeq names its product very-long-chain 3-oxoacyl-CoA reductase 1-like. The transcript is spliced from 3 exons. Gene Ontology annotation, molecular function: ketoreductase activity. Gene Ontology annotation, cellular component: endoplasmic reticulum. NCBI's taxonomy places the organism in Eukaryota, Viridiplantae, Streptophyta, Magnoliopsida, Proteales, Proteaceae. Bases 163 to 1149 code for a protein of 328 amino acids. The record is from RefSeq and is a predicted model, not a curated record.